Podospora anserina S mat+ is the source of this 2532-nucleotide messenger RNA. RefSeq lists its product as uncharacterized. Gene Ontology annotation, biological process: generation of catalytic spliceosome for first transesterification step; mRNA splicing, via spliceosome. NCBI's taxonomy places the organism in Eukaryota, Fungi, Ascomycota, Sordariomycetes, Sordariales, Podosporaceae. Gene Ontology annotation, molecular function: protein binding. The coding region runs from base 1 to 2532 and encodes 843 amino acids. The record is from RefSeq and is a predicted model, not a curated record. Gene Ontology annotation, cellular component: Prp19 complex; post-mRNA release spliceosomal complex; U2-type catalytic step 2 spliceosome. The transcript has 2 exons.
AUGGCGCUGGCACUCUCCUCUGGCCGCCAGCCUGAUCUGGCGCUCGUGGUAUGUUUUUCCAGCUCUGGGAUUGCGGGAACAUCAACGAAUGCUAACAUUUGCGCCCUUCAGUCCGAUGAUGACUACCCCUACGAGCAAGACAUCCAACGAAACCCCGGCAGCACCAAGCCAUGGCUCGCCUACAUUGACUACAAGAUUCAACAUGGGACACUUCGCGAGCAAGCCUACGUCAUGGAGAGGGCAUGUAUCCAAUUGCCGCGCUCCUAUAAGCUGUGGAAAAUGUAUUUACGAUUCCGAACGAAGCACGUCGCAAAGCUCAAUGCCGCCAUCUUCACCUCCGAAUACCAAAAGGUCAAUGCGCUCUUUGAGCGGGCGCUGAUCCUCCUCAACAAAAUGCCGCGCAUCUGGGAGAUGUACCUCAAGUUCCUCAUGCAGCAGCCCCUCGUCACCCUCACACGACACACCUUCGACCGCGCACUCCGAGCACUUCCGAUUACACAACACAACAGGAUAUGGGCCUUGUACCGACCGUUCGCCAACUCGGCCGAGGGUUUGACGGCUGUCAAGAUCUGGAGGCGCUACACACAGGUCCACCCGGAGGAUGCCGAAGACUUUAUCGAACUUUUGAUUCAGAGCGAGCUGUACACCGAGGCAGUCAAGAGGUACAUCGACAUUCUCAACAACCCACGAUUCCAGAGCAAGAACGGGAAGGGUCACUACGAGCUUUGGAGCGAGAUGGUGGAUCUGUUGGUGGAGCACGCUGUCGACAUUGAAACGGGACACGAAACAGGCAUUGACGUGGAACGGAUCAUUCGGAGCGGAAUCGAACGGUUCGCGGACCAGCGCGGGAAACUGUGGUGCGGCCUGGCAACCUACUGGAUUCGAAGGGGCAGCUUUGAGAGGGCAAGAGAUGUUUUUGAGGAGGGCAUCACAACAGUUAUGACGGUCCGGGACUUUACGCUCAUUUUUGACUCGUACACUGAGUUUGAGGAGUCUGUCAUUGGGGCACUGAUGGAGAUGGCCUCGGGACGGGCGGAAAAAGGCGUGGUGGAUGAGGUGGCUGAUUUUGAUCUGGAUAUCAGGAUGAUGCGGUUUGAGCAUCUGAUGGACCGACGACCGUUCCUCCUGAACGAUGUGUUACUACGACAGAACCCGAACAAUGUCACCGAGUGGGAGAAGAGAGUUGCUCUGUGGGGAGACAACAAGCAGGAGGUUGUACAGACUUAUACGGAUGCUAUCGCUGCUAUUCAGCCAAAGAAGGCUGUUGGCGCGUUCCAUCAGUUGUGGGCUAACUAUGCCAAAUUCUACGAAAACGGAGGGGAUAUCCGGAGCGCGAGGACUAUCAUGGAAAAGGCGGUCAAGGUGCCCUUCAAGUCGGUAGCUGAGCUGGCCGACAUGUGGAUCGAGUGGGCAGAGAUGGAACUCCGCAACGAGAACUUUGACGAUGCCGUCCGGAUCAUGGCCAAAGCUGUCCAAGCCCCGAAGAGAUCCAAUGUCGACUACUUUGACGAGACAUUAUCUCCCCAACAGCGAGUACACAAGAGCUGGAAGCUGUGGUCGUUCUACGUCGACCUUGUCGAGAGUGUCAGCACCCUGGAGGAAACCAAGAAGAUUUACGAAAGAAUAUUCGAGCUCCGCAUCGCCACCCCCCAGACUGUGGUCAACUACGCCAACCUACUCGAGGAACACAAGUACUUUGAAGAGUCAUUCAAGAUCUACGAGCGCGGCCUUGAUCUCUUCUCUUACCCCGUAGCCUUUGAGCUAUGGAACCUCUACCUAACCAAGGCCGUUGACCGCAAGAUCAGCAUCGAGCGUCUGAGAGAUCUCUUUGAACAAGCCGUUGAAGACUGCCCGGCCAAGUUCGCCAAGGUGAUCUACCUCAUGUACGGCAACCUGGAAGAGGAGCGCGGUCUAGCCCGGCACGCGAUGCGCAUUUAUGAGCGGGCAACGCGUGCCGUGUCGGACGAGGACAGGGCGGACAUGUUUAAUUUCUAUAUUACCAAGUCGGCCUCUAAUUUUGGUCUCCCAUCCACGCGCCCUAUUUACGAGCGCGCCAUCGCCACCCUCCCCGACAACGAAGCAAAGGACAUGUGCCUCAAAUUCGCGGACAUGGAAAAACGUCUUGGGGAAAUCGACCGGGCAAGGGCCAUCUACGGCCAUGGAUCCCAGUUUUGCGAUCCCAGGACAAACCCGGGGUUUUGGCAAAAAUGGGAGCAGUUUGAGGUGCAGCAUGGCAAUGAGGACACGUUCAAGGAGAUGCUGCGGAUCAAGCGGUCGGUGCAGGCGCAGUACAACACCGAUGUCAACUUUAUUGCCUCGCAGGCCCUGGCGAGAGCACAGCAGGCCAAGAACGGCGAAGGAGGAGGAGAGGUUGAUCAGGAGGUGGCGGACGCGAUGGAGCAGCUGGAACGGCAGGCUCGUGCCCCGGCGGGAUUUGUUGCGGCGAACGAGGGGAUCAAGGGGAGUGUGGUUGCUCCCAAGGUGGUCGAGGUGGCAAACCCGGAUGCUAUCGAGCUUGAUGAUAUGGAAUGA